Spirodela intermedia is the source of this 2585-nucleotide messenger RNA. The record is from the annotation of a GenBank genome assembly. NCBI's taxonomy places the organism in Eukaryota, Viridiplantae, Streptophyta, Magnoliopsida, Alismatales, Araceae.
AUGGCUUCACCUGCGGUGAGGGCUCUUGGAACCCUGUUCCGCCACAGAGCUCCCCAGGGGUUCCCCUCCUCCUGCCCCGGCGCAUUCUCUUCUCUGCGAAGUGAGUUUCGUUUCGUCAUCUCUCUCGUUCCUCGCAAUAUUUCCGGUAGUAAUCUGAUGUCUCACUUUACCCAUGGUUUAUCUCUCUCUCCCUAUCUCUCGCUAGGGUCUGGUCUCCUCGGGCAAAGCUUAUCUUCUCCUGUUCCGCGUGGGAUCUCCUCUUCGGCCGAUAGAGUCAGAUGGAUAUGGUCUUCCACACCUGUCUGUAUGGGCAGGCGCUCCAGCAAGAUUGCCACACGAAAGGUGAACCAAUUUCCCUAGUCUCCAUUCUAGUGCUUGCAAAAAUCUUCUCCCGUUCCCGUUCAUCAGAUUGUCGACGACUUACAUGGAGAUGCGAUCCUUUCUGUCCUCAAUCUGUGUGUGUUUUCUCCCCGUCUCUAUUUUCAUUCGGAAGAUGUCGAGGAAGACUGUGUGUGCCCUCCCUCUCCCCGCUACAACAAUCAAUGCCUGGUUAAGCCUUACGAGAACCAGAAGAUGCUCCUCAUAAGAAACCGCCAGUUCAUAAUACCUGCACGUUUCAUCUAAUGUAGAAUUGCAUGCUUUCCAAUAUUUAUCAUCUAACUCUGUUAAAUUGCUCUCAAUUAAUCAAAAAUCUGUUCGCCUUUUGUAAAUCGACAAUUUCUGUGAAAGAAUUCCGUAGAAUAACUUGUCCUAUAUGGCUCCAGCGGUCUCUGAAGUUUACCUUGCUCUUAGGGCGCACAAGAUGCAAAGAAGGCAAAGCGCUAUGGAAAAAUCGGCAAAGAAAUUGUCUCUGCGUAAGUCCAUCCACUUCACAUCUCCUGUCAGAAUUCACUGAAUUCAGGCCAAAGAUUUAGUUACCCUAGAGAAACUGGCGAAUAUCAUCUCCACCUUUCGCACCAAAGAAUUCGGUUCAGUUCAUAAGAUAGUGGGAGCCCCAAUUUGCUUCAUCAUAAAUCUCAUCACACAAUCCAAAGCACCAAGAUAUCUUCUUUUUACAUGGGUAAUUUCUGCGGCAUGUUGCUUUCUAUUUUCUAUGAUCUUACAACGGUGGGCACAGUUGAUACUUGGGAGUGGUCUGGAUUACAGAAGUUAUCUCUGUUUUUAGAAUCAGACUUGUGCAUCCUUCUGGGCAAUGAUAACCUUUCUAGUUUGGGGUCUUAUUUCCUGCCCAGUGUGAAGAAGGGCGGUCCAAAUCCGGUAUCAAACACUGUCCUAGUCUCUGUACUGGAAAGAGCCAAAGAGCUCGAUGUACCGAAGGAAAUCGUGGAGCGUAACAUCAAGAGAGCUUCGGAGAAGGGCCAAGAAGCGUACAUUGAGAAGCUCUAUGAGGUGGGCAAUGUUCCUAGUACUCUCAGGAGUAGCGACCUCCCCCCUGCAUUAUUCGGUCAACCUGAAGUCUUCUCCUUCUUGGUGUUGUAAGUCAGGUGUACGGCUUUGGUGGCGUAGGCAUGGUGGUUGAAGUGUUAACUGACAAGAUAAACAGAUCGGUGGCAGCAGUCAGAGAGGUCGUGAAAGACUGCGGUGGGAAGAUGGCCGAUCCAGGGUCCAUCUUGUUCAAGUUUCGGCGUGCGAGGGUUGUGAACAUCAAAGUCUCCGAUGCCGAUAAGGACGAUCUUCUUGCUAUUGCAUUGGAUGCAGGUGCUGAGGACGUUAUUGAGCCCCCAGUUUAUGAGGAUGACUCUGAUGAGGAUAGUUUGGAAAGGUAAUCAUAUUCCAAAAAAAAAAGACCAUGGUUGAUAGCGUCUUCUCUGAUUGAAUCAUUAGCACAUUGCAGGAUACUCUUGUUUACUGGGUGAUGAUCUAAGCAGUGAUGUGUAGCUUCUGCUUCCAAAUGUUCAGCUUCGAUAAUUUGUUUCAAAGCUUGCCAGCAGAUUUCCCUUUUUGAUCAUCUCCUAUGCCUAGCAUUGACUUUGAUUCGCAUCACGAUUAUAUUGAAAAUGAAAGAUGCUCCACACGACUCCUGACUGUGAACGCUUUUUAUCUUUUUCAUUUUAUUUUCAAUGAGCUGAUGGUAUGUAGAAAGUUGUAAACCCCAGAGUGAUCUUAUUUCAUGCGAAAAUUUUCAGAUAUUAUAAGGUUAUUGGCUCAUCUGAGAGCUACCCUGACAUAUUGUCAAAGCUGCGAGAAGAAGGAAUAGCAUUUGAACCAGACAAUGGUUCUGAGCUGGUUCCCCUGAUGAUGAUUGAGGUCUGCCAUCUACUUCGUGCUUGUUCACUUCUAGGAUACUUACCUCUUCUCAAAUGACCGCCACUUGGUUCUUAGGGCCCAUGAAUACCGGAAUUUUUUCCUAAAUGUUUGUUCAGAAAAACACCAAAUAGCUUGUUUGGUUAGAAAUGCCUAUGCGUUUGUUCUUAUUCUGAGCUUCCAAAAGCGCCUGGGUCAAUUUCGUUGCAGAUUUGACGAAUUUUUUUCUGGGUCGUUUGUUUUGACAGGUGGAUGAUGAAGCCAUGGACUUAAACAAGGAGCUGAUGUCCAAGCUACUUGAUCUCGAUGAUGUUGAUGCCGUUUACUCGGACCAGAAGUGA